CCGCUUUGCUUUUCUGGGACAUUUUGCACUACUGCAGGAGCAGUAAAAUCAGAGGUCGUGGGUCGAGUCACCCUUGCAAAGCAGGAGAGCGAAAAUCAUAGCUGUUGUGGAGAGGAGAUAGGAAAGAAGCAGUCUAACAGUCACCUUUACUUAGCCAACAGUCAUUUCUUUCCAGGAUUUUUUGAAAGGAAAUGGAAAUUAUUUUUUAACAGCCUUAAUGCACAGUGACAUGUUAUCAUCUCCAAAUCCUUUCAUGCGAAGAAAUCUCAGCCAAAAACUUUCUUCAAUUUCAGUUGAAAACCACAAUAUUCACAAGGUAACUCAAGCUGGUCUCAAUAAGAAUCCACCUGAUUAUUUUCGAUCUGGUAGCCGCGACAAUGUACGCAAAAUUGUUGAAAAAGAAGGAAAAACUGCAAGGAAUUUAAUUGUAUGGUCAGUUCCCCCAGAAAAUGAUGAAAAAACAAGUAAUAAAAGAAGGGGAAGAAAACCAAAACGGGACAAUUGGUAUGAAAAUAACACCCAGUUGCAACGGGGAAGACCCAAAUCAAAGAAACAGACUGGAAACUCUAUAGCAGGUAAAAGCAAAAAACAGGAAGGUGUAAUCAAGUCUGAUGUUAAAGUGGAAGCCAGUAUUCAAAAAGAAAAAAAUGGUGAAAGUAAGGAAAAUCGUGAGAGUAAAUCAGAAGAAUAUAAGGAAAGAAUAAGAGAAGCAAUAGAAAAAAGUUUCGAAGGUGAAAAUCCUAGCCAACGGCCAAUGUCAGCUGCAUCUGUGCAGUCUCAAAAAAGUUUACGUGCUCGUUAUUGGUCAUACUUAUUUGAUAAUUUUCAUCGUGCAGUUGACGAAAUUUAUGGCACAUGUGAAAAUGACGAAAGUAUCAUUGAAUGUAAGGAAGUUAUUAUGAUGCUGGAUGUGUGCAAACGGGAUUUUCAAGGAUUGAUACAUCGCUUAGAACUUUUUAAUCAAUUGGAGACGUCCAAAAUCAAGCCUCAAUCACUGGCUUGGGAAGUGCGAAAACAAAUGUCACCUGGAAAAUGUCCAAGCCCAACGAUGAGACGUAGCCCCAGCCCGGCAGCUGUAAAGUUUUUAAAUUUUGCAAAUUCUAAACCUGGAAAUUUCUCCUGGGCAGAUAGGGUAAGAGGUAUAGGUAAGGGUGUGUUAGAAAACAAUAUAAAGGAAAUCACUGUUGAAACAGCAACAGAUGAAAAACAAAAAACAAGCUUUCCUUCUCCUGUUUUCGAACACACAAAAGAAGAAGUGAUUGAUGAUAAUGAUGGUUGGGAGAUCGUAACAAAAGGAAGAAGCCGCUCAAAGGCAUCAAGUCAAAGCGCAUCGUCUACAUCCUCUCAAGGCUUUCUUAAAAACUUUAAUAAAAAUUUUGUCAAAUCUGAAAGUAAAGACCUGUGUCGUAAGGAACUUAACAAUUAUGGUAAUAAAAAUAAUGCAACUAAUAAACAAAACGUAGAACUAAACACAACCAAAUCAUCCUCAAAGACAUCGUCAACCUCCACUCUACUGGAAUAUGAAAAACUAGAUAUACCUCAAGAAGAUGUUUCAAAAUCACACGAUUCUCUGGCAGAUGCAACACUUGAUUUCUCUUAUGACUUCACUGAAGAUGAAAUUCAAAUUCAAAUUAAAGAAGAACAGGAAAAGGCAUUAGCAUCAGCAAUUGCAGAGGAGGAGACUCUAACAAAGGAGUUAGAACAAGAAGCCUUAAAAGACGAUGAGCAAGAUGACGAUAUUAGUAGUGAUCAAGAUUAUACCAAUACUGAUGAGGGACGGGAAACUCCAAGGGAUUUGUCAGAAGAGCUACCACUAGAUAGUUCACUUGAUGAACCUGAUCGUAUGUUAAGUUGGGAAGAAAUGUGUUCACAGUAUGAUAAAGAACAUGAGAGUGGGAUUGGAUUUAAUUGGGGUGAAAUGAUGGAGAUAACAGAAUCAGUUCGGAUGCCAGGACGCGCUUUAGAAAUGCACCAAAAGUUGUCAUCACCUUCUCGAAAAAAGUCUCGAUCAGAGUCUGUUAAGCGAUCAGAGGAGAAAAUGGCAAGAGCUGAGAGAAGAAGACUGCGGCUCCUAGUUGAAAAAUGCCAAAGGCUUCGGGAUUUAUCUGAGCGAGUUCAGAAUGUGCGUGAGCUGAAAAACAAAUUAAUACAAGACAAAGAGCGCACCAUGUUAGACCAAAUGCGAAGAGCAGAACUGAACAGAAGAAUUGUACUACAAGAAAAAAUCAAGAAGGCGCAAGAAGAAGAACUAAAGGUUAAUGAAAUCGCAUUCAUAAAUUCUUUGGAAGCACAAAAUAAAAAGAUUGAAGUGCAAGAAAAGCAUCAGGUUUCAGAAGCUAGAUUGCAGGAUCUUUUGGAGGAAAGACAGAGACGAAAAGAAGACAAACACGCUAAAGAAGAAGCUGUACAGGAACGUAGAAAUGCCCUUGAACAAGAAAGGUUAGCACGUCUCCAAGAAAUUAAACAAAAGCGAGGAGACCAGGCUGCAAAAUGGAUGAAGGAGAGAAUAGAGAGGGAGAAAGCACGAGAUGAAUUAGCAAAAGAAAGACAAAAAAAUAGAAAGAUGAGGGCUGCUGCACGAGAAGAGGCCAUCCAACAAGCAGCUGAGGAGCUGCAGAAGCGGAUUGAACAAAAGCAUAUUGAAUCAACUCGAAGACACGAACAACGUAUAGAAGAAGUAAAGGAAAAGUCAAGGGCUGCUAGUUCAUCGCGUCAUGCCACAGUUGAAGAUACUCCAAGCUCAGUUCCAUAUGAUAAGCUAAAAAAGUGUACCUUAUGUGAAGUAGAGAUAGCAUCAGAUGUUUACCUUGUCAGUCAUUUAAAAGGUAACAAACAUCGCAAUGCUGUGAAAGAAGUCAAUAAAAAGAUAACAGAAGCCGAAAUGGAUGCGUUUUCAUCCAAGUACAUCAAAGAGGCUGAACCUAACAACACAAAAAAAUUAAAAGAACAAAUUGAAAGAGCAAAAGCAAUGAAGAAAAGAGCAAAAAAGAUAAAAGCCAGAAUGGCAAGCAAAGGCAAAGAAUAUGAAGCCAAUAUCUUAUCAAAUAUGGUGGAAUCACCCAAGAAAGGAAAAUUUCAAAAAAGUAUCAAAGAGAUAAACAAAGUACUACAAUCUCAUUCAAAUGGACCGUGGCCUUCAAAUAAAGUUGCGUCAUUGGAUAAAGCUUUAAGUGAGAUCUGUAGAUCAUUAGAGGGACAUACCACCAAUGAUCAACGACUUUUCUGUCAACUUGGUGGACUAUCUGUGGUUUCGAGAGUGUUGUUGUUGUGGGAUACAUCACAUGUUGACAAAAAUAAAAAGAACUUGAUUGUGCCUUCUAAGAUUAUAAAACAUGCAGUUGAAGUAAUCCAAUUGGCUUGUACUGGUUGCACAGAGAAUUCUAGUUAUUUUCUUCUCAGCAAUAAAUUAGGAAUAUUGGUGGAUCUACUUGCAUUUAGACUUUUGCCUUUGGAGAAGUGCAAAUCUCAUGAAAACAAGGAAGAGGACACCAUUGAUGAGUGUGAAAAAAGUGUGACAGGAAUGGAAGUAGUUAAAACUCAGUUGCAGAUGCUGGAGCAAGAUGAUAAAUUGACUAUUGUUAUCAUGAACACGAUUUCUAUGAUUUUGCAAAGGUUUUACCCAAAAUGGCCACAACAGAAAGAGAAAAAUGAUACUUCACAGGAAUGUAGUCAAAGAGUCUUAGACAUUGUCAGUUAUGUUGUCUGUAAUAACAUCGUGGAGAAGUUAAUCAACAUUUAUUAUCAUCUGCAAGGACCCUUGGAAGACUUAUCUUUAUCCUCUACUUUGCAAUCAAUUCUUCAAUUUUAUCAACCACUAGUGACCUGCGUAGCAAGGCUUGAUUUGGUAUUUAUGGAAAAGAAAGAGGACUUGUCAUUAAUCUCUCAAACAAUGAAAACAUCAGAAGCAUUUGGACUAGUUGCUCUCAUGUAUUCAUUGUUACAUCAGGGAAGUUCUACACGCAUCUCACCUAGUCCCCUUCCAUUGGCUGAUUCUACAAUGUUAACGUUAGUCUCAGCUCUAAAAGCUCUAAAUGCACUUGCUCUAUUGGAUCUUCAUGUUUUUCAAAGUACAGUUGUGUCCGAAGGAACAUCUUUACAAUACCGAUCUGUUGUUAGCUACUUGUUAAGAUAUACAUCAAACGAAAAGUGUGAUGAUCUGUUACAUGAAGUUAUAUUAAGCAUUGGUUACUUUACUUUGUUGAACAAUGAAAAUCAGAUGUUUCUACAAUUUGGACGCGCUCCUUCUCUCAUACAACAACUAUGUACAUUACCGUUCGGUUAUUUUAGUGAUCCCAAAUUAAAAUCAAUUCUUUUUCCUACAUUGAUAUCAUGUUGUUUUAAUAAUAAUGAAAACAAAAAGAUUGUUGCAUUGGAUGUUAAUCCCACAUUGCUUGCAUUAUAUAUCGAGGAGAAGAUGAAAGAGAAAAGCAAGCCUAUUGAAAGUAUGGAUCAGCACGCCUCCUUGGAUUUGCGAUUUCCUCGCUCAAUGUGGGAUGAAGUUCGAAAUUAUUUCAUGGAAGUGGAAAGCUAGCACAUGUGUUAUCUAGUUUUUAAAUUUGUUAUUCAUUUUGUGUUGAAUUGUAAAGAGUAUUUUAUUCUUGAAUUAUCUUGACUUGGAUAUUCAUAUCAUACUUCUUCGUUGACACGUUUUUGCAUCGCAGCUUAAAACUUGUCCCUAUUGGAAAUGCAAGUGGAAAAUAGUAUAAAGGUUCUGUUUUUGCAGAUUGUUAAAUGUUUCUUAAGUCCUAUCUAUUGCUGUUCUGGAAUGUUUCCAUUCCCCUGUUGUUGAAAAUUUACCAGUCUAUUAUUGUGUUGAGAUGACCUGUUGUUUACUAUGGACAAGAUUAUCUCUUUACGAUUCGAAAACUUAAAUAUUAUAAGAGAUGUUUUUUAUUAAUAUUAUUUAUUGUACAAUAUUGUUGUUAUUAUUAUUUGUAGAUAUAUUGUUUAUUGUAAUACUUUAUUAAGAUUUUUAUGUUAUCUUAAGAAAAUAUUAUAUAAAUAUGCAA
Molecule: messenger RNA, 5009 nt
Organism: Hydractinia symbiolongicarpus
Lineage: Eukaryota; Metazoa; Cnidaria; Hydrozoa; Anthoathecata; Hydractiniidae
Product: S phase cyclin A-associated protein in the endoplasmic reticulum-like
Exons: 33
Coding region: 218-4531 (1437 amino acids)
Source: RefSeq, a predicted model, not a curated record